AAUUGAAGCCUUGUUAUCUCAGUCUUAUCGCAUCGGUUCUUCUCCACAGCCGCAACCUCGUCCGCUCUUCGUUUUCGCCGAGGAAUACGCACCCCAAGUUGAAUUCGGAUCAAGAAUUGGCCUUCGAUUCUUUAAGUCGCGAGUCCGAGGGCAAAAAUGCCUUCCCGGAGCUUCAAUUCGGGUAUGAGAGCUGUCACAGUUCGAUCUUUUUAUGCAAAUCAUUUUUCUUUGGGCUCUGAUUAGUUGGUUCCGCUUCACUCUUCCGUCGCUAUUACUGUUUCCAAAUUCCAUUUUCUGGUGCUCCGACUGUGACUUCUGGUCCCUCAAGCUGGUACUAUCCAAUUCAGGGUUGUUAGCUUCGAGUGGAAUAUGUAUAUUUUAGGAUGAAGAGUAUUAGGGAUUGGUUUUUUUCUCAAUUAGUGUCCAAUUCAUUGGUCUCAUCUACACCAUUGUCAGGAAGUGAUAGUUUUUUGAAUGAGGGACUUCUAGAUGAGGAAGUUGAUAACCAAGGUUCAGCUGAUACAUCCAGUAUGGUAGCAUCACCAGUACUUCCUGAUACAUCACACGCUACCCAUGGUAGUCAGGAAAAUCAGUAUAAUCCUUCCGUGCAGCAGGCUUCUGUUGAAGACUCCUAUCGGUUCUCUCAUAGCUCUGGUAAGCAAAAAAUGAAUCCAUUGGCGAAGAUUGAGGAUCUCCAAGUUCAGUUCUUGCGCCUUAUCCGACGGCUUGGCCAGUCACAGGAGAAUCUUCUGGUUGCAAAGGUUUUGUAUCGGAUACACCUAGCAAGCUUGAUAAGAGCAGAGGAAUCAGACUUGAAAAGAGUUAACCUUGUAAGCAAUAGAGCCAAAGCAAUUGCAGCAGAGCAAGAGUCAGCUGGCCUGCCUGAAUUGGAUUUCCCAUUUAGAAUACUUGUCCUGGGGAAAACAGGGGUUGGCAAGAGUGCUACCAUAAACUCUAUAUUUGAUCAAAUGAAAACCAUGACUGAUGCAUUUCAACCAGCCACUGAUCGCAUCCGAGAGGUUGUGGGAACUGUUAAUGGAAUUAGAAUUACUGUAAUCGAUACCCCUGGUCUCCUGCCUUCUUCUUCCAGUAAUUUGAGAAGAAAUAAGAACAUUAUGCUAUCUGUGAAGAGAUUUAUAAAAAGAUCACCACCAGAUAUUGUUUUGUACUUUGAACGCCUCGAUAUCAUCAACAUGGGCUAUAGUGAUUUCCCUCUUUUGAAGCUCAUAACUGAAGUUUUUGGUACUGCAAUAUGGUUCAACACCAUCCUUGUAAUGACUCACUCUUCCUCGGCUCUUCCUGAAGGACCUAGUGGUUAUCCUGUCAACUAUGAGUCGCAUGUAACCCAAUGUACAGAUUUGGUACAGCACCAUAUACAGCAGGCAGUGUCCGACUCAAGACUUGAAAACCCUGUAGUAUUGGUUGAGAAUCAUCCUCAAUGCAAGAAAAACACUAUGGGCGAAAAAGUACUUCCAAAUGGACAGGUUUGGAAAUCUCAGUUCAUGUUAUUGUGCAUUUGUACCAAAGUUCUUGGUGAUGUCAAUUCCCUCUUGAAGUUUCAAGACAGCAUUGAACUGGGACCACUGAGUAGUACCCGGCUGCCUUCUCUGCCCCAUCUCCUCUCAUCACUUCUACGACAUCGCUCUAUAUCAAAUCCAAAUGGAGUGGAUGAUGAAAGUGAUGAGAAUUUACUUUUAGACACAGAGGAUGAAGAUGAGUAUGAUCAAUUACCUCCAAUCCGUAUCCUGACAAAAUCUCAGUUUGAGAGAUUGACAAAAUUACAGAAAAAAGACUAUCUUGAUGAGCUGGAUUACCGGGAAAUACUUUAUCUGAAGAAACAGUUGAAGGAAGAGUAUCAGAGGCGGAGGGAGAAUAGGCUUGCCAAAAUGGAAAACUUAGUGAAUGACGAUAAUUCUGAUAGCCAGCUGGUGCCUCCAGAGGCCGUUUUGUUACCAGAUAUGGCAGUUCCCCCAAGUUUUGACUCAGAUUGUCCUGUACAUAGAUACCGGUGCCUUGUUACAGGUGACCAGUGGAUUGUGAGACCUGUUCUUGAUCCCCAUGGAUUGGAUCAUGAUGUAGGCUUCGAUGGAAUAAGCCUCGAAACAGCUGUGGAAAUAAACAGGAAUGUCUUUGCCUCUGUCACAGGACAGAUGAGCAAGGACAAACAGGAUUUCAGUAUCCAGGCGGAGUGUGCUGCAGCUUACACAGCUUCCAGUGGACCUACUUGUGCUGUUGCUCUUGAUGUUCAAUCUUCUGGUAAAGAUAUGAUCUAUACAGUUCAUAGCAACACAAAGCUUAGGAGCCUAAAGCACAACAUUGCUGACUGUGGACUAUCUUUGACAUCUUUCGGAAACAAGCAUUAUGUUGGUGCCAAGCUUGAAGAUACCAUACUAGUUGGGAAGAGAUUGAAGUUUGUGGUUAAUGCUGCACGAAUGGGGGGUCCUGGACAAGUGGCGCAUGGUGGGAGUUUUGAAGCUACUUUAAGAGGGAGUGACUACCCAGUGAGAAAUGAUAAAGUCAGUCUGACCAUGACAAUACUUUCCUUCGACAAAGAAAUGGUUCUGGGUGGAACUUUACAGUCUGAAUUCCGGCUGAGCAGAAGCCUGAGUAUGUCUGUUAAUGCCAAUCUAAAUAGUCGCAAAAUGGGACAGAUUUGCAUAAAAACAAGUAGCUCUGAGCAUUUGCAGAUUGCUCUGGUUGCAGGUUUUACCAUUUUCAAGGCUCUAUUGCGUAGAAAGGCAACUGAAAGUAGAGGGAAGGAAGCAUUGGAGAGUGGAUAAGUUUGUGUUGCUGUUUGGAUGCUGGAGAUUUUUUUUAUCUUGAGAGAAUUCUGUAGCAGCAAAGCAAUCUAUAUCCGGAACUAUUGGAUAUGCAUCUUUUACCAAAAAGGAGGAGAAAACAAAGAUGUGGGUUUUCAAGGAGGUUUUUCGCUAUAUUUACCUCUUGUAUAAAACGGAAGUAUGGCAAGGAAAUCUAGCGAGCCAUCUAUUUUUGCCAUAUAAACCAGGAUCUCAACCUCAUGUCACUGCGAGGAUCCAGUCAAGCUGGUAGCUUUGCCACCGAGGUCUGAAUUCACAACUAAAUUGAGCUGUUAACUGUACAGAAAAACAUCGAAAAUGAUUUUUUGUUUUUGGUAGAAUGAGUCCAAGUAAGAGGUAAAAAGAAAUAAUUUUGAAAUAUUGUUGAAAAUUUUGAAAUCUUGUUUGAGCUCA
Alnus glutinosa is the source of this 3212-nucleotide messenger RNA. RefSeq names its product translocase of chloroplast 90, chloroplastic. NCBI's taxonomy places the organism in Eukaryota, Viridiplantae, Streptophyta, Magnoliopsida, Fagales, Betulaceae. Bases 384 to 2780 code for a protein of 798 amino acids. Gene Ontology annotation, molecular function: GTPase activity; GTP binding. The record is from RefSeq and is a predicted model, not a curated record. Gene Ontology annotation, cellular component: chloroplast outer membrane. Gene Ontology annotation, biological process: protein targeting to chloroplast. The transcript has 3 exons.